Molecule: messenger RNA, 690 nt
Organism: Quercus robur (English oak)
Lineage: Eukaryota; Viridiplantae; Streptophyta; Magnoliopsida; Fagales; Fagaceae
Exons: 2
Coding region: 1-690 (229 amino acids)
Molecular function (GO): nucleic acid binding; RNA-DNA hybrid ribonuclease activity
Source: RefSeq, a predicted model, not a curated record
AUGGAGACACCCAAGGAGGUGAAAAGCCAGGCUAUAGCAGAUCUAUUGGCACAGUUUCCGAGAGAAGAAGAAUUCCCGUUGGACGAUGAAGUUCCAGGGGAAGUAGUCAUGGCAGAAGAAGUUAGAGAACAAUGGGUAAUGAAAUUUGAUGGGUCUUCUAUCACCCAAUCAGGGGGAAUGGGAGUAGUUCUGUACCAUGAAGAAGAUAAGGCAGUAGCGCUAUCAUUCAAACUGGAAUUCCCCUGUUCAAACAACAUGGCAGAAUAUGAAGCCUAUCUAAUCGGGUUGGCCACAACUCUUGAAAUGGGGGUCAAGCACUUAAAGGGUAAUGGCCCAAAAGAUGGAGGAGAAAUUUUCAACUUUCGAAAUAGAACAUGCUCCAAGGAACGAAAACCAGUUUGCGGAUGCAUUAGCCGCAUUAGGCUCGCAAAUAAUGUUCGAAGGGGAAGGGAUAACACUAGGGUAGUGGUCAACAAGAGGGAAGAAUCCAUUAUUGAAGUGUUAAAGGAAAGAUUUCGGGAGGAAAUGUGCAAAAGGGAUUGGCGAAUCCCCAUAAGGGAAGCCUUGAUGAAAGAAGAAGGUGCCGCAGAACUGAAAGUGUUGAAAGACUACGCCCUGGUGAGAGGAGAACUGUACUGCAAGAUGCUUGGUGGGGUUUUGUCCAGAUGCAUAGGGCAAGAGGAGGCCUAG